Messenger RNA from Parasteatoda tepidariorum (common house spider), 5855 nucleotides. Its product is annotated as neuronal calcium sensor 1. The record is from RefSeq and is a predicted model, not a curated record. Gene Ontology annotation, molecular function: calcium sensitive guanylate cyclase activator activity; calcium ion binding. NCBI's taxonomy places the organism in Eukaryota, Metazoa, Arthropoda, Arachnida, Araneae, Theridiidae.
AGCAACUGCAGUGUUGAUGACGUACCCCAUUCUUUAUUUCGGUCCCGAGAAAUGAUUCCUACGAAAUCCCAAAGAAUUCCUUUGCCCUGCUACCCGGGUAUGUGAUUCGGGGCAAACAGAAGAUAAAAGAAGACGUCAAUCGUGGAAUUUCUUCGCGGAGUAUUGAGGGGGCCCAAAAAAUGCUUUACUGAAAGCAGAAUGGGGAAGCACAACAGCAAACUAACACGGGAGGAAUUGGAAGAAUUAGAGGAAUUGACAAACUUUAAUACUAAGCAAUUAAGACAAUGGUACAAAGAUUUUAUACAAGAUUGUCCUUCCGGUUAUAUGACAAAAGAAGAAUUCAAACACAUUUAUGGUCAGUUUUUUCCAUCCGGUGAUCCAACGAGAUUUGUCGACUACGUCUUUAAUGUUUUUGAUAUAGACAAGAACGGGGUGAUCACAUUCAAAGAGUUCAUCUUGGCCAUCUCCAUAACGACGAGGGGAACAAUAGAAGAAAAGUUAAACUGGGCAUUCAGUUUAUAUGAUUUUGACAGUGACGGCUACGUGUCCAGGGAAGAGAUGCUGGACAUUGUCCGAGCCAUCUACAGGAUGCAUGGCAAAGAGGGAGAACCAGAGGAGAAGACUGCCGCACACCAAAGAGUCGAUGAACUCUUCACCAAAUUAGACACGGAUCAAGAUGGCAAAUUGAGCCGUGAAGAAUUCUGUAAAGGUUUCAAGAACGAUGCCUGGAUCAUUAAAGCCCUCCUCUUGAAAUCUCCACUGGCAAGCACCUCUACGACCUCUCUACUCAUUCCAGAAAGUGAGACCAGUCCCAAAAAGUCCUCCUCCACAUCAUGCACGGCUUCUGUCGGCAACGGUCUACACUAACUUAGAGAAGGAGCACACCACCUUAAUAUUUAAGGUUUAUUUUGCGUGUCUUAUGAAAGUACCUUAUCUCCAAUUUCACUCGCAGAACGCAUCCGCUUCAUUCUCACAACGACUCCAUCAUAAACUUUUUAAAUACUAAAUAAUGUAUGAUUUUAAACCUUUAACCGUUUAUCCCGAGUUGCAUUGCAGAAUCACGUUUUGUUUUAUCACGUUUUUAUUCGGCUGGAAGCGAAAAAUAAUCUGCUGAGAUUAGACCAAUAUUUGUUUGUGGGACGUGUUUUGUACAUACAAUUGUAUAUACACGAUGGGUGGAUGAAUUUACGUAGAAAAAAAAGGGAGUGUGAAAGGAGGAUCUUUCAGAUGUGAACAAAGACUCAUAUUUAACUUUUUUCAUUUGCGCGAGAUAAUUUGAGAUAGUAAACAAAUGGAUAAAAGGUUGAUUCAAAAAAAUUGAUUAGGGUAGCGGUAAAAGCCUUCGAGCGAUAGUCAAGGAAAUUUUUUUUGAAUUCUUAAAAGUGAAAAAAUUUUUGUGGUUCUUAAUUUUAAAAUUAAACAAUGCAUAUUUUUAUAUAGCAAUCUAUUUUCAAUUCACAAUGUAAAGUAAUGUUUUACGAAAUAUUUCAAACAGGUAAUAUGAUUAAGAUAGAUCAGAUAUAAGGGAAAAAUUAUUACUUAAGUGAAAAUUGUGUUGCUUUUGGGAAAUGAUGGGGCAGAUUUUUCAAAUUGGCUAGUAUCAAUUUUUAAUGGCCUAUUAAUAUCAAAUAUUUUCAUUUUUAAUACCCAUUCAUUCUAUUUAGAAGAUGCACAAAUCACUUGAUUCCUGGUCGCCUGUCUCUUUUGUUACCUUUUUUAUCAAAUUUUCUGCUCGACAGUUCGACAACAAAUACUUCAUUUUUCAGCAUUUAUCGCAGAACAAUUAUAUUUACUUUUUUUUAUCGUGCUUUUUAUAAUACCUUGUGUGUAAAUAUAUUCCUUCCUUUUCAAUUGUUAAUAUUCAGUAUAGUUUGUUUAUUAAAUUAUUUAGAAUUGUUUUCUCUGAAGAAUCUACAUGUUUAUGCUUUGAUUCUCUAAAAUGAUAUAUUCUAAUUGCUUUUUAAAGAGUCUCGUGAUUUUGUUUCACCAUUUUUAACGGAGCACGUAAAGAAUCCCUUUUACCCAUUGGCAAAAUUGUACUUGGUUUGGAAUGGAUUUGAGUCCACACACUUUUCAACUGUGUUCCAGAUUAACAGUAAACAGUGCAACAUGCGUUGCUAGGGCGACCGUUGCCGUUUUUCUUUUCACUAGCAGGCAUUUUAAUGUAUUUACAUAAUAAUAAUUUAUUUUUAUAUUCCCUUUAUUAUUAACGUAUAAUGACUGGCUUGACGCUGAUUUCAAUAUAAAUAUGAAUACUGAAGAAGAACACGUUUUGUGAAACACGUACAUAGGCAAUGAUAUGAAAAUGAAUUCGACGACAAGCAUCAAUGGAGACAGUUUUUUACAACCCAUGAUUUGAAAUGGUGUGGCGUUUAACGAAGUCCAUCCAGAUGGAAAAAGAAUUUGACCCAUGGGUAGCCAGUGAUCGUCACAGAUCUUUUGUUAUGGUUUCAUUUAUCUUUUUAAUCCAAUUUGACAGAUCUAUUUAUCCUAGCGAUCUUAACACAUUCUUUACAUUUCCAAAAUACAGCACUCGAGGGUCUUUCUCGCAUAUGUUAAUGAAUUUAAUCAACUACUUACGGUUCCACAACAGAAAUAAAACAACUCAAAUUAGAAUUGCCACAAAAAUGAAUGAAAUUGGAGAUGAAGUCUUCUAAAGGAAUUACUUCGAUCGGCUAUCUAGGUUUUUUGCAAUCUUCCAAUAGUUAAUAUAUAUAAAACUCAACAAUAAUUAAAAAAUGAACAAUUAUCUAUUUUUUCUCUCCAUAAAAUCGUAGAAUGUUAUUCAUAAAAUAUAAUCGAACAAGCAGAGGGCGACAUUCAGGAAAGCGAUCGAGAUUUUAUUUCCUUUUAUCGAAAAUUAGUUCCUAUACUCUUUGCAAAUAGUCUCAAGGAACUCACUCGAUUUCCCCAUUCCCCACACUUUCCUCCUCUUCCUUUAGCAAAUCUUAAUUUUUUUAUUAUCCCCUAUGCAAGUAGAUUCCAGCAGAAAUGGUAUGCAGUGGGAAGAAAAACUAGAUUUGUCGAUAAGGCAAAAAAUUGUGGGGAAAUCUUUAUACCGGUUUAACUCUGUACUGAUUAAUUAUCAAUAUUCUGAUGCUUGAAGCAUUCUGAUGGUGGAUUUCACUGCUAAGACCAAGCUUUGUUAAUUUCUUUUAAAAAGUAAUACAGUCAAACCCCACUAUAGUGAACAUGGUUUAUAGUGAAUGAAAUGUUUGCUCCCCUGUCUUGCUGUACACAUAUAAAAUUAUUUUUUGUGUAUAGAGUGAACUAAAAGAAGAGAGGAUAUUAUGAACUUUUUUCCUUCAUUUUUUCUUGUAAUUUUGACAUUUUUACAUAAAAUACAUAUAUAUAUACCGAUUUUUAAAACCAUCAAUUGAGUGGAAUGUAGCCUUUUUUCUUGCUUACUUCUUCUAUCUCAGUUCUCCCCUCCUUAAUUAAAGGCCAUCCCUCAAUUUUCUUUGCACGCAGGACGGCGAGUUACAAAGGAUAGAAGUGAACGCAUUUUUUGUGAUUGUUUUUUAAUCAUUUUUGUAUUUCUUUUUAUGGAUCAUUUAUUUAAAUAAUGUGUCAUAAAAGGGAACAGUUCUGAAAAAUGAGUUAAAAUUGUUUGCAGUAUGGAUAAAGUGAACUUCCGGUUAUAGUGAACCGAAAUUUCAGUUUCUUGAAAGUUCACUAUAGCGGGGUUUGACUGUAUAAAUUUAAGUUUAAAGGAUCAUGUCUCUGGAGAACAAAUAAGUCUAAAUAAAUAAAACAAAUUUUUUUAAAUAAUUUGUGAAUGCAUUUCGUUACAUUAGUCUUAAGUAUAUAUAUUUAUAUUCCUUGUCCAAAGUGUAUUAACAUUUUUAAAACCUACUUAUUUUCCGAUUAAUAAUUUUUAAAACUGAAGGCAUCAUCAAAAUGUGAAAGAUGAUUAUCAAAGUCAGAUAAAACCAAAAUACACAUGCUUCAAGCAUGUCUUUUGUGUGCAUUUAAUAAAUUUCUUGUCGAAAGUAUAGUUAUUAGAACUUACAUAUCAGGAAUUUAUAACUAAGCGAGUAAAAAAAAAACUAAUGGCUUGCUCAAAGUUGGACGAAUGAUUAUCGAAGUCAGAUGAAACUAAAAUACGUUCGCCACCCUUUAGGAACUGUAGACGAGUUGAAUGGGGCUAAUAUACUAGUUAUUUCUCCUUUUCUCAGAUUGGCUUUAAUGAUGGGUCAGAUUCUAAAUACAUUUUUGUUGUUUUCUUAUAGCUAAUUGAUAUUACUUUGCAACCCAUAAACUGUUUUUCCCGAAUAACAGAAUAGGAAAUAAUGUUAAGAAAAUUAGAAAUUUCAAAAUCUUUUUUUCUCGCUAGAUAUUUUGCAAUCAGAAUAUUUCCAUGUAAGAAUUUGCAUCCACGGGGUUUUGUCCAAGCGAGUCUGAGGACCCCCGUGGCGACGCAGCGACAUUGUCGCAGAAAGUUAUAGAGUUCUCGCAGAAAGAUUUUCCUUUUGAAAAAAAAAAUUACUUUUCUUUAAUACAGAAAUUGACACGUAAUAUUUGAAUCACUUAGAUAAUCACUUUUUGAAGCGCUCAAUUUACGCCAACAAUAGUAUCGUCAAUCGAUUUCCUAUUGUAUCUUCGGCAGUUAUUGAUAUUGAUGAUCACGAUGAUUUUAAAUAUCUCGAGAUAUUUCUAACACUAGGGAAAAUUCGAAUAGUACAUUUGAGUACUUACUUUCUAAGGCAAUCAUUCUGUCGAAUUUUUGGCAGCUAUUGCUCUUGAUUUCUCCACAGUUUUCAAAUCCUAUAUUAUGAAUACAACAACCUAAUCUCGAAACACGCAUUUGAGAAGUCCGAUUUGUGUGAUUUCGUCAUCCAUCUUUUUUUCGGCAAUGACUACUGCGGAUUUCUUGAUUUUUUAUAAUUUUGUUUUAUUGUGAGGGUUAUUUGAAAAAUGCGAAAAAGGAAAUAAUAUGCGCACCAGCAAAAUGCGAGAAUAAAAAAAUUAUUAUUAGAAUAAUUAUAGAAAUAUUAGAAUAAAAAAUUAUUACAUGUCCAAAUAAAAAUUUUAUUUUUAUCUUUUUCGGUUUGUAAACAAAGCGCUUUUGUUAUUUUAAAUGAGUAACAUAUAUGUUUGUUAUUAUUGAAAGUAUCUUUGCAGAAUGAUAUUGGAGAGUUUUGUCGCAGAUAGCUCGAAGAAGAAAAUUCUGCUACAGGGCUGAGAACAUGCACAUACGAGAUUCUGAUUCGUGUAUUGAAACCUCUAAAUCUUAAUCUGGAAUCUUAUUUAUCGAAUCAAGUUUUUUAAAAAAAAGUUCUUUUUUUUUAAAAAAAAAGCUAGUCAUUUUAGGGUUAGCCCAACACAUAGUUAUUAAAAAGUAAAUUACACAUUAUAAAAAAUCCUGCAGUAAUGACGCAGCAUUGAUUUAAAAACACAAUUUCGCGAAAAAAAAGGCAUUCGAAACAAUCCUUAAUGUAUGUACAUAAUGUUAUGUCGCAUGAACACUCUAUUUUGUGUGCCUUAUUCUUUAGACGCUAGGGGAUAAUUCAGUUAAAUAUUCUUCUAUUUUGUUCAUAUAUAUUCUGUGAUAUAAUUUUAAUGCUUUAUGGAGCAAUAAUCUAUGGAUUUUUAACAGUUUUUAUUACCUCAUUCAUGUUAUAAUUGUAAAAAGCAUAAAAGAGCGAUAGUAGUUGCAUAAUUCACUUAUGAAGCAAAUACAUUAGUAGAUCAAGGAAAAUGUAAUUUAUUUCAACUAUCUUAUUGCAAUACUUCCGUAACAAAUAUAAAUAAUGAAUCAAACUAAAAUGUGACUUUCAGUGUUAAACAUAAAAUGUAUUGAUUAUUGUGGUGUAUUAUAAUACGAAUCGAUCCAAUAAAACAUUGAAAUGAAA